Molecule: messenger RNA, 786 nt
Organism: Monoraphidium neglectum
Lineage: Eukaryota; Viridiplantae; Chlorophyta; Chlorophyceae; Sphaeropleales; Selenastraceae
Exons: 8
Coding region: 1-786 (261 amino acids)
Molecular function (GO): zinc ion binding
Source: RefSeq, a predicted model, not a curated record
AUGCCGCGCCCCAAAAGGGCUCCAGGGGAGCCAACGCGCAAGUCGGCGCGCCUUGAGGGGCACGAGGCAGAGGCGCACAGUGGCCUGCCAGCUGGCGUUGAGGAGGGCAGUGAUUUGGCAGAGUUCAUCACCACGGGGCAUUGCCCAAGGUGUGGCAGGGCGCAGCUGAGCCUGGAGGCGCGCCAGCUGCACCUGGCGCGUUGCAAGGGGCCGCCAGAGCCGCCGACAGAAGAGGAGAUUGCGGCCACCGCGGAGGCGAUGCGUGACGUCCAGAAGGCGCGGCUGCGCGAGCUGGAGAUGGGGGGCCUGGUGGAGUGGAGCGUGGAGGGCCAGGGAGGCGAGGGCGCCCAGAAAGCCACGUUCAUUGUCAUCGGAUCCAAGGGUGACCACUAUGCCGUGCGGUUUACGACACGGCCGGAACAGGGCAGGCGGCCGCGCACGUGCGAGUGCAUGGACUGCAGGAUCCGCAAGCACGACUGCAAGCACAUACGCCUCAUCCUGCAGCAGCUAGGGCUCGACGAGCCCUACCAAGACUGGCCGCAGGCCCUGGAGCGCAAGGUGUCAGACCUGCAGGCGGCGGACGAGUCUGAUGCAGAGCGCGUCAAGGGCCAGGAAGAGCGCGCGCGGGAACGCAGGCAGAAAGCUGAGCUUGCGGCGCAGCAGGCGGUGGCGGAUGAGGCGUCAGCGGAGGGGGAGGGGCAGGGGGAGGAGGAGCGGCCAGGUGGGAAGCGCGCGGCGGCGACAUGCGGCAAGAAGAAGCGAGCAAAUAAACGGGGUCGGCGGUGA